This is a messenger RNA of Oncorhynchus keta (chum salmon), 696 nucleotides long. Its product is annotated as RING finger protein 222-like. The record is from RefSeq and is a predicted model, not a curated record. NCBI's taxonomy places the organism in Eukaryota, Metazoa, Chordata, Actinopteri, Salmoniformes, Salmonidae. Bases 1 to 696 code for a protein of 231 amino acids. The transcript has a single exon.
AUGACACCAUUAGACGGACAUCAAGCGGAGGAACGGGACUCGCAGAGCCAGGAGGACUCAGAGUGUCCCGUGUGUUAUGAAAGUCUCUCCGGCACCGAGAGGACCCUGAGCUGCGGACACGUUUUCUGCCACGACUGUCUGGUCAAAACCUUGGUCAGUAUCAACAGGGAGGGCGUCAUCAGAGACACCAUCAUCUGUCCCGUCUGCCGACACCUGACUUUCAUCAAGAAGCAACAGGAGGUUGGGGAUCCUCUCGCCCCGGGGAAAGAGGCUGAGGAAGGAGGCGGGCAGACCUUGAAGGUUCCUGUCCCUCCACCAGCACCUGGUAACCCACAGCAUCACCAUGAAGCACGACGCGCGUCAGGGCAUAGUAGCUCACCGUCUGAUUCAAGUGGACUGAGUUGGAUUGUGAGACGUUUUAGGUGUAUUUCAGAGAGAUGCAGGAGUCGACGGAUACUGUCACUGAUCACUCCCGACCACAGAAACUCUCAGAUUUUCAUCAUCAGUGCCCAGGGCCGACCCAUGUCUGAUGAAGAUGCGGUGAGCCUGGACACUAUGCCUGUUGUUCUCCAACCCAACCGCAGGAGACGGCGCGUCAAGAUUUGUACAACAGCACGUUGCUUGGUCGUUCUGCUGGUGAUAUUCACAUUGAUGGCAAUGGUAGCUGCCACACUUCCUUGGAUUAUAUUGGCAUAG